AUGGUGACCGAAUCGCCGCCGAUUCAUAUUCGAAAUGACACACAACCAACAGAAUUGCAACGCAUUCUGCAAGCCACCACUACGACCAGCACGACGACCACCACACCACCCCAAGCCACACUACUCAUGUGCCUCACGCUCUAUUGUCUGAUACUGAAUACCGCUAUUGUGCUGUUAACAUUUUUCUGGCACCGAAUUCCACGUCGACAAGGACGGGUUUGCUCAAAUAAAAACUAUAAUGCCGAUCAUAACCAUGGCUCUGGUCGCAGUUUGCUUGGUUGUACCAGGAAGGAACCACAUCGUAGAAACCAGCAUGCUGCAUUCAGACAAUCCGCGUUUAAAUGUAGCAUAAAUUGCGGCUGCUGUCUGUACAGGACGGUAUGUUUGUAUCGUCGUGGCUGUUAUCCAAAGCGUACAAUCUCAGAAAAGACCGAUAGCCCGUUUCUUGGUAGUCAAACGUUCCAGCCAGAUGAAGAAAACGAAAUGCCUUCGUUGCGUAAUCAACCAAACCCGAUAUCGGACAAUGUUUGUUUGCCAUCAUCCGCUGGGCCAUAUAAUUCCAAUGGUGUGAAUAAAACUGACUUUGAUGCAAGUCAACUGUUCCUUAUUGGGUUAAUUGCAACGUUUGAUUCUUUGACCAUCACGGCCGAAUACUUCAUUCCCGCCGUGGUCAUGUUCGAUCAUGUUCGAAGUAGCAUCAGCUAUAGAACAGAACUCAAUCUCGGCUGUAGACUAACUUUCAUGUUGAUCACAUUCUCACAUUUAGUCACCCAGUGGAUACUCGUUGUGUACGGCGCAGAACGUAUUUUGGCCGUUGGACGGCUGUGGAGGUCUAAUCGGAAUAGCCACCGAAACGAUCUGGAAAGUCAACAAUGUCCCCCCUAUUCCAAUGCUGUGUUGAACACGCUCAAAUUGAAAAUCGGAAUGAGUUUAUUCAUCGCUUUGUCAUUCUCCGGCAUAUGCAACUACAUAUGGAUGAUUGGAAAUGUUACUCCGAUUGAAUAUCAGUUACCCAAUGGCUCUGUCGUUAUGCAACUGGAAUUAUCGUGCAGUCUACGUCAAGAAUACUAUGUAUUUUACGUGAAAUUUCUCGUCUAUGUGGAAUUCAUUCUCCUUGUGAUCAUACCUAAUUUCCUUCUCAUUAUUUGUACGUUUGUCAUUCUGUUUUAUUCCAUCAAGGGCUUGAUUUACGUUUUUGUGCGACGAAGAAACACCAAUUGUGCAUCACAUUCGAACUCAGAGAAUCCAGUUAACACAUUACCGAAUCAUCAGACUACACAAGUGACAUCAGUGGCGACAUCCGUGAUGAUUAAACAUUUUUCUGUUACCGAUCGCAGCUGGAUUAACAUAUCCACAGCAAUGUUCAUUGCCAACUCAGUUAUCCGAAUUAGCCUGAGCGCGGGUAAAGAUCUGGACACAUUCUCGGCAGUUUUCCUCGGAUUAAAUCACAACACACCACACAACUAUAUAUACACAAUGUCCCUUUGGCCAACAAUUUCGACAGUGAAUUUGGCGCUGCUCUGUAUCUCUUUGUGCAUCCCGAAGAGGAGGAGGCGAACCAUCAACUAA
This is a messenger RNA of Echinostoma caproni, 1569 nucleotides long. NCBI's taxonomy places the organism in Eukaryota, Metazoa, Platyhelminthes, Trematoda, Plagiorchiida, Echinostomatidae. The record is from the annotation of a GenBank genome assembly.